Trichomonas vaginalis G3 is the source of this 1119-nucleotide messenger RNA. RefSeq names its product glycine-rich protein family. The record is from RefSeq and is a predicted model, not a curated record. The transcript has a single exon. Bases 1 to 1119 code for a protein of 372 amino acids. Lineage: Eukaryota; Parabasalia; Trichomonadida; Trichomonadidae.
AUGAUCAGAUAUUCACUGUAUGAUGCCAGCAAGGCUGGUGUUAGAAUCAAAUCACCUCUUCCUGUAUCUAUUCGAGAGAAUAAAUACAUAUUUGAUUACCCCUGCGAAGACUCUUCCGUAUGCACUGAAUAUUCGAUUGUUCUGCAGCCUGGUUUGUACAAAUUCGAACUGUAUGGUGCUUCUGGAGGUAGCUAUACUGGCGAAGUCUCUACACAUCAUUAUGAAACUGGUGAAUGUAUGCCGGACAGCUUCGUUAAGCUCUUUAACGGUAACACGAGAUGUUUAGAAUAUUUCGAUUAUGGUGGCGCAGGUGGGUAUGUUAGUGGUUUGAUUAACGUUAAACGAUUAUUGCAAAUAUAUGCAACUAUUGGCGGUAGUGGAAAGUAUUUGACUAAUUCGAAAUGCGACCCCCUCGAAAAUUGCUAUCUCAGGGAAAAUAUGGUUCCUGGAGGAUACGGUGGGGGAGGUAGUUCACCGGGUUAUAAAAAUGGAGCUGGAAGCGGUGGUGGGCAAACUUCUGUCAAAUUUUUGGAAAAUACCCUCUAUCAUCGCGUAAUCGUGAGUGGUGGUGGUGGAGGGGCUGAUGACUACUUCCAAAAUGAUGCGAGAGGUGGAUCUGGUGGUGGCCUUGUCGCACAAGGUUGGUGGAAUGAAACAGUUUACAACGGACAAUACUUGGCAAAUUCUUCCUUUGGCUUCACAUUUGGCACAGCAGAGGCAGCCCCUUUAGAUGGGUCCAAAAAUCCUAAAGGAGUGCAAAAAACAGCUCAUUACUAUGACAAAUGUGGAGGUGGAGGCGGCUGGUUCGGUGGAUUUUCCAGCAAUUAUAAUAAUGCUGGUUGUGGGGGUGGAAGUUCGUGGGUUUUGACUAAAGGCGCUUACAUACCCCCAGGUCUGAUCGAAUCACGUGAUGAAUUUUAUAAUUAUAUCACAAAAAGAAAAUAUAAUUUUGACUUAAAUUCGGAAUAUUUGUUUACUGAGGUAAUACACGUUCCUGGAAUAUGGCAAGGAAACGGAUGUCUUAUAAUUACAGUCAUUAAAACCUUAUGUUUUAAUAGUUUUAUAUCAAGAUGUCAUUUGACUAAUUUUCUUCUAGGAUUUGAAAUAUUUUUAAGCUAA